This is a messenger RNA of Racocetra fulgida, 677 nucleotides long. The record is from the annotation of a GenBank genome assembly. NCBI's taxonomy places the organism in Eukaryota, Fungi, Glomeromycota, Glomeromycetes, Diversisporales, Gigasporaceae.
AUAGUUUGCAUAAAUUUAAUAUGACAGCUAACGAUGAUGAAAAAGAGAAUAUUGACAAUACAGAGAUUCUUGAUGAAAAACCACGUCGUAUUAUAUUAGGGCUUAUUGCCCAGAUACGCAAAGGAACUGAAUUGCAUAGAAUUGCGUUACCUGCAUUCGUUCUAGAACCUAGAAGCAUGUUAGAAAGAAUUACUGAUUUCAUGAGCCAUUCCGAUCUAAUUUUAAGGUUGUUGCUCUAUGUUUAUUUAUUAAUCGAUUUUGUUGAAGAAUUUUUAUUAUUUAGUGGUGUUAAAAAAUCAUAUAAUCCUGUAUUGGGUGAAUUCUUUCGUACACGAUGGAAAUAUUCCGAUAAUACUGAGGCAUUAUAUAUAUCUGAACAAGUAUCACAUCAUCCACCCAUUUCUGCAUACUAUUAUGCAAGUCCAGAGAAUAAUGUGUUAAUUUUUGGUACUUUACGUCCAAAAUCCAAAUUCAUGGGAAAUAGUGCAGCAACUUUGAUGCACGGUGAAACAAAGCUUCUUUUCACCAACCUUCCCGGUGAAGUAUACCGAAUUACGAUGCCAAAUUUUUAUGCACGUGGUAUACUAUUCGGUAAAAUGGUGAUGGAAUUAGGUGAUAAGACAACUAUCCGUUGUGAGAAAAACGAUUUACUUUGUGAGUUGCAAUUUCAGACAAAG